Molecule: messenger RNA, 969 nt
Organism: Miscanthus lutarioriparius
Lineage: Eukaryota; Viridiplantae; Streptophyta; Magnoliopsida; Poales; Poaceae
Source: the annotation of a GenBank genome assembly
AUGGCCUCGCGCUCCGCCAUCAUAGGUGGCAGUGGCACAGCGGCCGGCCACCACCUGCUCGACAUCGAGGGAUACUCGCACACCAAGGAGACCCCCACCGGCACGUUCAUCAGGUCCAACCCUUUCCGCGCGGUGGAUCACUCGUGGAGCAUCCUGUACUACCCCAAUGGCCAAGACUCCGACAGCAGCGAGUACAUAUCUGUCUUCCUCCGUCUCGACGACGAGCACGUCACCGUGCCCGUGAAGGCGCGAGCCACGUUCAGCCUGCUGGACCGGGCAGGGAAACCUGUGCUGUCGCACACCCGGAACACAGGUGUGCACCACUUCUCGGGCAAUAAUGCCUGCGGCUAUCCUCGAUUCAUCAGGAGGGCAUACCUGGAGAAGUCGGAGCAUCUCGAGCACGACCGGUUCACCGUCAGGUGCGACGUCUUGGUUGCCAAGGAGUUCCGCACGGAGAGGAAACUGCCGGCGUCGUCAUCUCCCCCGUUGGUUAGGUCGCCGGCAGAGGUCUUUGGCAGGAUGAAAGAGGGCACGGACGGGGCGGUCAUACGCGUCGAUGACAUUGACACACAGGUGUUCAAGACUUUGCUAGAUUUUGUGUACGCCGACAUGUUGCCAGAUUGCUCGAAGAAUGUGACGAAGGACAAAGAAGGUGCUGCGAUGGCUCAGCACUUGCUUAUCGCAGCCGAUAGAUACAACCUGGAGAGGCUGAAGCUCAUCUGUGAAGACAAGCUCUGCGACCACAUUGACACAGACUCCGCUGCCACCAUCUUGACAUUAGCUGAGCAGCACCAAUGCCAUGGCCUUAAGGAGGCCUGCUUCAGGUUCCUGAGCACCCCGUCCACUCUGAAUGCUGUGAUGGAAAAGGAUGACUUUGAUCAUUUAACUAGAAGCUGCCCCUCAGUUUUGAAACAGCUCAAGUCAAAUAUUGCUGCUCGUCUGCCAGGUGAAUUUGGUGAAGCGAGAUAA